AUGGCGCGCCGAAACCGCAGGUGUCCCGUCUGUAAGACGAGGCGAUACGUCAAGGAUUCCAACACUGGAGCUGAUAUCCAGGGUGUCAUCAGCGAAAACCAUGCUGUGGACUACAGCGCCGGUCACGCGCUGCAGAAACGGCGUGUGCGGAAGGGACCGAGAACAAACAAGAGAGAACUCUACGGCCAGCGAGAUCAGAACUAUCUUGCGGAUAGAGGCGCUGCAGAUUCUGCUGCGACUGCAAGUACGGGCCUUGAAGGAACUGUGGGACCUUCCAGAUGUGUUCGAGCGACGUCACCGCUCCCCUCAACAUCCGACCAACGGGGGGAAGGCUCGCGAUCUCCAAGUCCUGGUCCGUCGAGGCAACAGCCCUCGCAACCAAUGGCGGACGAGAAGCAUGACGAGAAAUACGACGAGAAGGAGGACUCCGACGAGGACACGGAUUCGGAGAGGGAUCUCGAGGCUCAGUUUGCCACAGAAGCGGACGAGAAGUCGGAUGAGAAGGGAACCGACGACGAGAACCCCCUCGAGGAUACGGCAGUCGAUGUGUCGGACGACAGUGACGAUGACGGCGCGGACAAGGAGGAAGGGUUGCAGGCUUUGGAAGAGGUGCCGACGGAGGAUACACCGGAACGGCCACAAGAGCGGGUCAUAACGGUAUCCGACACGCUGAUAUGUCUCGUCCUCGGUCUAUGGAUGGUGCGCGCCCCGUUCACUGUUGUCAACCACAACAAGAUCCCGUUCAUCGAGUUCUUCAAGUCUACGCAGCUCCCGGCCGAGAUGAAGAAGCGCAUGAACGGCCCCGUUGCCCGAACGAGCGCGGAACUGACGGCAGACGUGACGUACGAGGAGGUGCUCUCGCUGUUGAACAUGGCGGAGGUGAACCUCUCGAUCGUGGCGCCAGAGUAUAUCACAAUCAGACCUAAGCCUGCUGAACAGAGACCAGACGAGGUCAAUAACCGUCAGAAGAAGGAUAAGAGAGCGGAGGAGGAGAGGAGGAAGAAGGAGAGAGCCGAGUACGAAAUAACCAAGCAAUAUAGCGUCAUCAUGCCCGAGAUGAGCAUCGCCGCCGCGUGGGUCAUCGUCAUGAAGCUUGCCUACGGUCUCGACGGAACGGAGCGCCAAGCUCUUCUGCCCGAUGACCCGCUAAUCGGCCGACCGCGCGCCGAAGACUGGCUGAAGGAGCUGAAGAAGCGCAAAGAGCGCGGCGAGUUCAACUACAAGCAGCAUCUGGAACAUCACGAGGAGGCAAUAGACGCCUUCCUGAACGAUGCGGAGGAGGUCCUCCUGAAGAACCGGGAACAGGAGCGCUGGGCAGCCUCCAACUUCCCCCUCCCGCCGAAGUCCCGCCUCCCCGAAGCACCGACAGCAUGGCAAUCCUGGGCGCCGUUCCGCGCCCACGCGGCCGCGAAUCCAGUGACGCAGGCCCCGCCCAUCCCGUCCUCGACGCGCAACGACGCGCUCCCCCUCAUGCCAGGCGAGAAGAUAAGGUCCUUCGACGCCUCAGACGUGACGGGCACGCUGCCGCCGGACUUCGAGCUCGUGGCCGAUUGCGCGGCCCAAGUGGCCGGCGUGGAGACGCAGGAGCUGCUCGAGAUUGUGGAGGUGUUUGAGCGGAGACUGGAGAAGCUGAGGCCGAAGCGCCAGCUCGAGCUAGGCAAUAGCCAGAGGAGCAGUAAGAAGCUGGCAAGGACGCAUACCAUCUUGCGUAACUCGCGAUACCGAUGA
Molecule: messenger RNA, 1728 nt
Organism: Trichosporon asahii var. asahii CBS 2479
Lineage: Eukaryota; Fungi; Basidiomycota; Tremellomycetes; Trichosporonales; Trichosporonaceae
Exons: 7
Coding region: 1-1728 (575 amino acids)
Source: RefSeq, a predicted model, not a curated record